AUGGAAAGUCUUUGGAUGCCGUUAGAGUGUGCCUGUAGGAUUCUAGGAGUGUCUACAGCAACAGUAUUGUGUGGAGUUGGGAUUGAGACAAUGCAUCAAGGACAUUUCACCAGCCUUGGCAUCUACCUACUCGUCUCAUCAGUUGGGAUCAUGUUAUUUGAGAUGGCCUUCUUUCUGGACACUCUUUUGGUCACAUGUCUGAUCUGUCCCCCAGACUGGCAGAUUUUUCUCCUGUGGGGUAAAAUGGCUCGUGUUGGAGGGUUCCAUAAGUUCCUUUAUUACUCCAUAAUGUCUGUAGUCUGCUUCCUGCAUCCUGUGCUGGUCUGGCAUGCAACAAUACCAGGAACGAUGCUUCUGGUCACCGGCUUUUUCAACUUUAUUCUAAGCAAGAAACCCAAAGUUCCUGUAGAUCAACAGGAGAGCGACCAAAGCCUGACCACUGUGUGCAUCACGGAAAAAACAGACAAAUCGUUCUCUUUUCUUAAGCUGGUGUGGAGAAGCAGGAAGGAGGAUCGUCUGGCUCUGACAAACAGUGACGAUGAGGAGGACCUCUGCGAGGCAGACGCCGGACUUCAGGUCCUGUCAAAGCCCAAACAGAAAAGGAGGGACUGGAGGCUCGUGUGUUUGCAGGGGCCAGAGGAGUGUGUGGAGCGAGAGAUGGAGGAGAUGGACGCGUCAUGUGGCACAAGCUCAGACAGAGCUCCCAUGAUCACAGACUGA
Molecule: messenger RNA, 720 nt
Organism: Knipowitschia caucasica
Lineage: Eukaryota; Metazoa; Chordata; Actinopteri; Gobiiformes; Gobiidae
Source: the annotation of a GenBank genome assembly